This is a messenger RNA of Zingiber officinale, 1590 nucleotides long. RefSeq names its product eyes absent homolog. Gene Ontology annotation, cellular component: nucleus. Gene Ontology annotation, molecular function: protein tyrosine phosphatase activity. The record is from RefSeq and is a predicted model, not a curated record. The coding region runs from base 256 to 1302 and encodes 348 amino acids. Gene Ontology annotation, biological process: positive regulation of DNA repair; cell differentiation; multicellular organism development. The transcript has 7 exons. Lineage: Eukaryota; Viridiplantae; Streptophyta; Magnoliopsida; Zingiberales; Zingiberaceae.
CCUAACUAUAAGGUUUCCCCGAUUCCUUCACCGUCCUCUUUCUCACCAUCUCCACCAAAUCGACGACGAAGUAUUCCGGCAGACCUUGAGCUCCAGCUGGGCGCCACCACACACGGGCGAGUUGCUGGAGAUGGCGUGAGCAGACGCAGAGCUUGCGGCGGUCUUUACGGCAGCGCAAUAAUCUUGGGUGAGAGCUUCCGGCGAUUGUGCGACGAGAAAGGUCGUAGACUCACCACAUUUAUAUUACAAGUGAGGAUGACUUCCAAGAUAUGCCGGAAGGCCCACGGACAGAGUAGACGAGGAGGCGGGAUGGAUGCAUGGAAAACAGGUGGAAUAAUGGAUAAGAAAGUCUGUAAGGCAGCUGUUGAGCCCAUGACAAUCUAUGUGUGGGACAUGGAUGAGACUCUUAUACUUCUGAAGUCCUUAUUAGAUGGAAAAUAUGCUGGGGUUUUUAAUGGUGUGAAGGAUGCAAGAAAGGGUGUUGAAAUUGGCAAGCAAUGGGAGAAACACAUUCUUAACAUUUGUGAUGAAUGCUUCUUCUACAAAGAGAUUGAAAAAAACAAUGAACCAUUUCUUGAUUCUUUGAUUGAAUAUGAUGAUGGACGGGACCUAUCUGAUUAUGACUUCAAGAAUGAUGGAUUUAGUUUUCCUUAUGAUGAUUCGAAUAAAAGAAAACUUGCUUAUCGACAUCGUUUGAUUGCAGAGAAGUACUCACAGGGUUUACCUAAGUUACUUGACCAACACUUGAUUAAACACUGGAAUGAUCUAUACAACUUGACUGAUUGCUAUACAGAUGGAUGGCUUUCUUCAGCACAUUCUCUCUUGGAACAAAGUAUGGGAAAAACUAACUCAGCAGAAACUGACAUUCAAACCGACUUGAAUCCAGCUGGCCCCAGUACUAACAAAGGCAAAAGUGUGAAUGUCCUUGUCACUUCAGGAUCGCUGGUUCCUAGUCUUGCCAAAUGUUUGCUUUACAGAUUGGAUGAUGUUAUCCCUGCUAAAAAUGUUUACAGCUCAUGGGAAGUAGGGAAGCUUCAGUGCUUUUCAUGGAUCAAGGAGCGGUUUAGGGGCCUGAAUGUCCGCUUCUGCGCCAUCGGAGACGGGCCAGAAGAAUGUGCAGCUGCAGAAACAAUGAGAUGGCCAUUUAUCAAAAUAGAACUGCGACCUAGUUGCCCUUAUAGGUUCCCAGGUCUUACUAUGAAAAUCGUUCAGAGUCGAAUCGAUGCAAUUUACGGCCUUCCUGAUGACGAAGUGGAGGAUAUUUUUGCUGUAGAAGAUGAAGUGGAAGACAUGACAGACUGAAGUGGCGGUGCAUUAAUUAUGCCAGAUCACUCCUUGCAGCUCGAGAGCUAGUAAAAAAUCUUGUGAUCCUUUCAGUUGUUAAUUCUCUUGAAGAAUCAGGCCAUCCGACUAUCCAUUGUCCUUGUCGACUUGAAUGAAUGAAUGAACGAACGGCAGAAUUACAAGCUUCUUCGUGCAGGAAUUGUGUUGGAGUGCUUCUUGUAUAGAUAUCAUGCCAUUGUGCUCAGAGCAUAUUUGUACUCGAUUUUUCAUGCUUUGGUGAAUGAUGCAUAUGGUCACUUCUACUUC